UUAGACAGAACCCGCGAGCCAGCGAAAGGAAAAGAGAGAGAGGGAUUGCGAAUUACACCGAAAUAUAGUGCAUGUCCGAUCCUUACACAUAAAAACCGGGUGAUAUACACCGAAAGUACAUACACGGAGACGAAGACCCUCAAAAUCGCAGUUGCAGAGAGAAAGAGAAGGAAAGGAGAAGAGAAAGACGGAAAUAGACGGAGAGAGACGCGCGCUUCAGAAUCUCCCGUUUUCUUCUCACUCUCAGAAGAUAAAAAGCUCCGAAAAGGUCAGAAAAGGAAGAAAAUCUCUUCCCCCCUUUUCUUCAAUCCCUUCUCUCAUUGAAAAUCUCACUAUCUUUUUCCGCAAUUUCGAAAAAGCCCUUCCAACUCCAAUCCGUACACGAUCCGUUCCGGUCGAUUCCGUUCCGUUGAUCGGAGCCCGUUCCACGUAAAAAUGCGAGCUUUCUGGUGUUCCCUUGUCGUCGAGGAAUCUCGGGCCAGGUGGGUUUCUCUUUUGCUCUGUUAGGGUUUCGAUUCGAGAAGAUUGGGAUUUGGAAUUUGGAAUUAGGGUUUUAGGGUUUUUAGGGUUUUUGUUCUGGUUGGCGCGGUCUGAUUCGAGCAUUGGUGAAUUGGGGCGGUUUUCCUGUCCCAAUUUUGAAUUUUGGGGGUUUUGAGGUUUUGGAAGGGUGGAUUCGACGAUCAGCGAUCUCGUUGUUUUUUUUGUAUGGAAUCGAUGCAUUGAGAAAUGCCGCCAGUUCAGCAGCAUACACGCAUCAAUCUCGCCGAAUUGAAGGGUCAGAUAGUGAAGAAGAUCGGGGCUGAGCGGGCCAGGAGGUAUUUCAAUUAUCUGAACCGGUUGUUGGGUCAGAAGCUUAGCAAGUCCGAAUUCGAUAAAUUGUGCUUUUUGACACUCGGGCGGGAAAAUCUCGCUCUUCACAAUCAGUUGAUCAGGUCUGUUCUGAAGAAUGCCAGUGAUGGGCGGGUUCCACCGCCUCCUCCCCCCGAGAAGGAAGUCACCAAGCCGGUUAAAGUGGGGGCAAAGAGGUCUCCUCCGAGAGAAGAUGGGUAUCAUCAGGUCGCAGGUUUUCCAUCGGCCCCAUCAGUUUGGUCGAAUGGGGAUGCAUUCCCAAUUUCCCCACGGAAGGUCCGGUCCGGGAUACGGGACCGGCGGCUUAAAGAUAGGCGUAGCCCUCUUGGACCGAAUGGGAAGAUGGAUUCAGCUUCUAAUCAGUUGAUUGCAGUUGAGGAUGGUGUCACGAAGCAUGUCUUGGAAAAUGGGGAUUUGAGUCUGUUCGAUUCGCAGAGGCCAUUGCAGCAUCAUCAAGGACUUGCGGAACAGCCCGUGAACGAGCGGGAUGGUUCCCUCCUGCCCCCCGCAAAAAGACCACGGAUAAUAAAGAGAUCGCCGCACGAGCCGGUUUCUGUACAUAGCAAGGGUAUGGUAGAAGUUGUCGUUGUCGAGGAUGCGGAAGAGGCGGAGCAGGCCAAUAGCAUGAAUUCUAGCAGAAGUCCACUCCGGGCACCUCUUGGGAUCCCGUUCUGCCCUGCCAGCGUAGGUGGGGCCCGUAGAGCUUUGCCAGUGGCUAGCAGCAGUAGUGUUGCUAGCGCUGUGGAUAUCGGCGAAUUGUUUGAUAGCGAGACUUUGAGGAAGCGUAUGGAGCAGAUAGUGGGAUUGCAGGGGCUUGAUGGGGUGUCGAUGGAUUGUGCUAACUUAUUGAAUAACGGAUUGGAUGUGUAUUUGAAGCGGUUGAUCAAGUCGUGCACCGAUCUAGUUCAAGCAAGGUCUCGACAUGAACCAGUAAAGCAGUCGUCGUACAAGCAGCAGCCUCAUGGGAAGGUUAUCAAUGGUGUCUGGCCAGGUCAGCACAUGCACAUGCAGAGUAACAGCGGGCCUGCAGAAGUUAUAAACGAACCCAAGCACUGUCAGCUGGUAUCUCUUCAGGAUUUUAAGGUGGCAAUGGAACUAAACCCACACCAGCUGGGAGAAGACUGGCCGUUGCUGCUCGAGAAAACAUGUUUGCGAUCAUGUGAGGAAUAAGACAUCCAGCUCCACUUUGGUUUCUUUGAAACUGUGGCUGGGUGGGUCCCUGUGGGAUCAAAGGGCCCGUCAUAGUGUGGCAAGUUGGUACAAUUUUGACCAAGGCGCAUGCUCUCUCCUUUACAAGGUGAAACUUCAGAUUGCCGCAGGAAGUCGUGUUUGAUCCUUCCAUGGGGCCCAUGCCCGAUCAAGAACACAUUUUCACAGCAACCAACCGAAAGGGAAUGUCAAAAGGUUUCCCCUGUUUGGUUGCACUGUUGUAUGCUUAGCAUUCAUGAGGGGUGUCUCCGCCAUCGCCGCAGAUCUCGAGCUUCUGUAAUUUAAAAAAAGAAAAAAAGAAAAGGAAAGAGAGAGCUGCAGAGAAAAUCGAGGGCAGUUUUGAAGGUAUACUGUUGUGUAGCUUGUUAAAAGGACUACUUUCAAGAAGCUGAAGGAGAAGAAGGUGAAGCUGGAGGAGGAUGAGGGGAGAAGGAGAAGAAGAGCAGCAGAAGAAGCAGAUGUAGCUCUAUUUCUCAGUGACAGAAGAGGAAGAAGCUCUAUUUUCUUAGCCAAGUGCCUCUAUUUUCUUGUUCUUGUUCUUUUUUAACAACUCAGACAUUUUCAAGAAACAGCAAAACAAAACAAGGCUGCAAAUGUCCAAUACAAGUCUCUUCUAGAUUCUUAAAGCUUUUUCAGUCUCCACCAUGUCGAUUUGUCUUUCCUUUUACUAUUAUUAUUACUGCGUGAUUUAAGAAGUGGGCCCCUUGAUUUUGUUUGGGUUCGGGUUCUGAGUUCUGGUAAUUCUGUUGUGGGGUUUGAGUUCUGGGAACUCAUCUGUUGUUUCAGGUUUUCUUUUCUUGUUUUUCUUUCUUUUUUCUCUUGUAUUGAUUCUUUGCUUCCUUGUUAAUAUAAUAUCAUCUUUCAAAAAAAGAGAGGAGA
This is a messenger RNA of Magnolia sinica, 2937 nucleotides long. RefSeq lists its product as uncharacterized. The record is from RefSeq and is a predicted model, not a curated record. Gene Ontology annotation, biological process: regulation of transcription by RNA polymerase II. Gene Ontology annotation, molecular function: transcription coactivator activity. The transcript has 2 exons. Bases 727 to 2019 code for a protein of 430 amino acids. Gene Ontology annotation, cellular component: SAGA complex. Lineage: Eukaryota; Viridiplantae; Streptophyta; Magnoliopsida; Magnoliales; Magnoliaceae.